CAGUCGCACCUGACGCGCCAAGCAACGCGCACAACAACAUCAACAAGUGUUACAAACUUGCGAAAAGAAUCGCGUUCGAAUUUGACAAUUUGGACCAGCGAGUUCCCAGUGUUUUGUGCUUGUGGACCGAGUGAGUGUGUGAAGGAAAGUGAUUCCAGAGUAUGCGCCAGCGCUGACAGUUUCACUUUCUACGGCGGGACGCGCACGAUGACUCCCGUUAAACAUAUUCGGAUAUGCGCAGUGCUCUGGCUGGCGCUCGCAGCCGCCUGCGCAGCGGAGGGCGACAACAGCACCGCCACCACCAAGGCCAUCCGCACCACCAUCCUGCCGUCGCGGACCACGCGCACCGAGCUCAAGGUCUCCCGCAGCCUCAACCCUCACGAGACACAAACCCUCAACGUCAAAACCAGACAAGGACACGUCACACAGCUAAUCGUCAAGAAAAAAGACGCCAAGUCGACCACGCACCAGUCCAGCACCACGGCGGUGCCCACCACUGUCGCUUUGAAAACUACAACCGCCAAAGUCAAUUCCACCACAGAUGAGGCCAAGAACAAAACCGAAACGAGAGAUCAGCGAAAACUGAACUUCGUUGGCCCCAUCAACAGCGACUUGGCUGGCUACGAUUACUACUCAAAUCGCAAGAACACAGAAGAAUUCAGUGACAUAAAAGCGGAAUACGGAAACUGGUCGCCCGUAUCGGUAUACCCCGAAUCCCACAUUCAGGAAGACGGUAAAAAACCUGACACUGAUCCAGAAACAUCUAACUACUACCCCACUUAUGAUAACGAAAAAAGAACGGAAAACAAAAAAGUAUACAUCACCUCAACCAGCUACUUGGAUUACGGAGGUCCGGUCAAAAACUACAGAUUCGACCCUCAUAAUCCAGUGAUCAAAAAUGAUAGGAACCCCGUAUACAUAGAAGUCGUCAGUACGAAGGUGGCUGACGAGGGAAAGUCGUUUAAGAUCCCCGACCCGGUCGUGAUAAGUUCAGAACCAAUGUAUAUCAAGAAAGCAGUGGAUAAGUACAACAGCAAACGCGGAAGGUCAAUUUUGACCUUAGGAGAUGAUGGUAUUCCUGAAAUUCAGGGUGUAAGAAUGCCAGAUGAUGAGUCUGAUAAAAAAACUUGGCGAAACGCGCGUGUGGUGAACGGAGAACUACAGCCAUACCCUGAGGGCUACACUCCUCCGAAGGCGAUCCCAGAAGCCGAUGUUUACCCGGACUUAUCCUCCUCUGAGCCUGCUAACAGCUUCGGACCUUUCACCAAAGAUGACAAUUUUGAACCCAAAGACGGACCUUUUACUAAAUUCGAUAACUUGAAAUUUGAUGCCGACGUCAUAAAUGACGAUUAUGACAUCUACACCGCAAAUCCAUCGUUUGUUCACAAUCAGAGGUUCGAUAAACAGAAGUCCGGGUACGGUCCUUUCACUAAAGCCGACAAUUCGAAAGUUGCCAACUCGAAACUUAUCGAAUACAUAAAACAAAUAAACGAACAAGAAUUGAAACGAGACUACUUCAGCGGCCGAAGCUCCAGGGCUCACAACGGCGACAUGGAGUACGCCGAGAGCCACAUCCAGCGCCGCAUGCUGCAGCACCCUGGAGAGGCCAACUUCCCCAACUCCGUCAUGUAUACUCCCAAGAACGCGAAACCCGGCUUCGAUGAAAGCGUAAGAAAUCCAGUUUUACAAUACGCCCACCCAGAACUAGGCGUUCAGCCUGCGAAGGCAACGCGAGAUAACAUCGACCCCUAUGAAAACAAAGACCGGAAAAUCAAAUACUACAGCAGCGUACCGAAGAGUGCUCAUCCCUACCCUAUGGAACCUAUCAACGGAUACGGCCAGCAACGCUCGCAGAGCCCUAACUCAAACAGAUACUACGAAGACGAAUACAAAAAGUUUUCUUACUACGAAAACAACCACAGCCCUAACCACUACCCCUACAGCUACGGUUACAUAAAACGGACACCCGAACCAUCUCUCUGGAAGCGAUUCACUGACUCCAUGAAGGAUACUAUCAACUCGGCCAGUCAAACCGUUCAACAAUUCACGAAGCCCAUAAUUGACCCUAUCGCUAAAGUGACACAACCUGUCUUCGACCCCUUGGUAGAGGCAACUCAAAAGAUCACCCACAAUCUGGGUCUGUAUCCGUCCAACUCCAUUCAAACCCAGAGGUAUGCCCAAGAUAAGGUUGGUGUUGCUGCCGUGGCAUCCGGGGCUCCUGCCAUGCUUCCAGCGAUCGGGCUGAUGGCCGGCGGAGCGGCUCUCGGUCUAGGGGCAGUGGCCAUGGGUAGAUUACUGGAUGUCAAUUUAAUGCGCACAGCUGGUCUAACAGAUGGUGACAUUCAAGAUGAAAUCGAAAAGGAACACAAGAGAUCUUUCAUUGGUGCUCCUUAUGACAUUGACAGGAAAAUAUUGAGCACGCAGAAAAUAUACGAUGACAACUACAAGAUGCCGAGUGAGAAUGUGUAUGUUGUCAUGUCGCCCGACGGUAGCGUGGGAGGCAGGUCAAAGCGAGACGUAUCAGCAUACGUUCAGGAGCCACACUACGAGGGAGCCGUUUUGAGGCGAGUAAAAAGGAGGCACAUGGCCAAGAGGUCGUUGGAUCAAGACAUGCCCGAAGAGUUGCAGCACUUGGACGGCAGCCAGGCGCCGUCGUCGCUCACGUCCGCCGCGAUGGACCUCGUGAAGCAGACGGAUUGGCGAGACUCCCAGUGCGCCAAGUUUACGUUCUGCAAAGUGCUGACGUCGCAGUCGUCGGAUUCCAUCUUUGCCAUGGAAAAGAAAAUGGAGUCACUACUCAAGUUGAUCUCCCGCGGCAACAGCGGCAGCGCGGCGCUGGUGGCGCACCACCUGGGUGACGUCAUGGCGGCCAGCCGCGACCACGACUGCGCGCGAUUCGCGUGCCGCCUGCAGUGAUCAGCCAUCUUGCGAUGUUCGGCCCAAUCGCGCUGAUCGCAAGCCACCUUAAUGUGGCAACUUAGAUCCAAGACUUAGCUUUGAAUCUUGCUGUACUAGCAUUGACCCCAUGAUGUUGCGUCUUUGAUUUUGAUUGAUUUACUUGCACUCUUUUCGUUUAUUUCGGAUUAGUAUAUCUUCUGGCUAAGAUAUGAUAUGACAUUAUCGUUACAUAAACUGAUAGGUUAGGAAUCAUUUACAUCCAGAAGUUGGGACUAAUACUAGAAAGAAAGAUGUGCAAGUAGUCCAUCAACUUUUGCUUAUUGCUAUCUUCAAGAUUGGUAAAUGCAGGGUCGCAACAUCAAGCUUAAUAAUUCAGUCAAGAAACCCACAAAAAAUCAAGAAUUCCAAGCCGAAAAAGACUUUUAAAUAUGUGCCUUUAAGGACUUUACCAUGAAAAUACGAUUUACCUUAUUCCCCAAAAUACCUGUUAUUCCUACGAGAUGUGUUUUUACAGCAAAUGCUCAUUAAAACAUUUUAUUUAUUAAAGAAAUGUUAAGCAAUUGCUGCAAUGAACCUGAGUCUCAUCAGUCCUAGUCAAUGCAAAUUAUAACUUGUAUUGACAUCACUGAUUUAAUGGUUGUAUCCUUAAUGUAGUAGUUUUGAGAAUGCUUUAUGUGUCUCAAAACGCGGUAUUUUCUAGUUAUUAGUGAGUAACAGUGGCAUGACGAUAGACGAGGGAAUAAUAAUGUACAACAUAAUACCUAAAUGUUGAGAUGGAUCGACUGGAUGCAUCUCUUACAUUUAGCAAUACGUGUAAGAAUAUGACAGGUAUAGAGGCGAUUUUUGAAUGUCACACGCAACCGAAAACUUAAAAGCGUUUACGAAUCUUUAGAUUUCCUGUACGGCAAUGAAAAUGAUUCGUAUACGAGUUUCAAUAGUUUUCGGUGGAAUUCAAAAAUCGACUCCCAAAUCCCAUCUCGAGUUAUUUACAUUAGAGACCGUCGCGAGGUCGAAGUAGUUGUUACAAUAAAACAGCUGAGGCGUUUCCCAGUGAGAUGACCGAGUGAUUUUAUAAAAUAAUAUUUAUUCUUUAGCCUAUAAGCCUAUGAUUAAGUUAUAUUUGAUUUCAGGGUGAAUUGUUACGGUAAAUACUUUGUUAUUAAUAUUUAAAUUCUAUAGCAAAGUGCCAGGAACAUAAUUCAAGAUUUUUGUCUUUAUAUUUUUGUACUUUUAUACAAUUUGUCUUAAGUUAUCAAAUCAUAAUAGAACAUUAAUCUUUCAAACCAAUAAAAUAUGUAGAUAUUAGAUUCCAAUAUUACCCGAAACUCAAGUUAUCACCCUGCAACUUAAUUUUUGUAUUUAUUGUUACCAAAUAAUAUUUAUACAACCGCAUUACUGUUUGAAUUUCAUAAUUUUAUUUAUCGUUCUAUGAAUAGGUAAAUUUAUUUUAAUUUAUUAUAAUUCUGUACUUAUAAAACUUUCUCACGCAAAGUUCUUGUAUUUCUUUACGGAUGUUAUAAAUCUAUAUUCAAGCUAGAAAGUAAAUUCAAUGAAUUAUUACUAUAGAUUCGAGUAAACUAUUUUAAUAGGUAUUUAUUUAAAUUAUAUUAGACCGCCGUGAUAAGUUGUAAAUAUGCUUCGAUGAAAAUGUAAAUUAUUUAUUUAUUAUUACAAUAAAACAAUUAAAAUUAAA
Ostrinia nubilalis (European corn borer) is the source of this 4591-nucleotide messenger RNA. RefSeq lists its product as uncharacterized. The record is from RefSeq and is a predicted model, not a curated record. The coding region runs from base 208 to 2916 and encodes 902 amino acids. The transcript is spliced from 3 exons. NCBI's taxonomy places the organism in Eukaryota, Metazoa, Arthropoda, Insecta, Lepidoptera, Crambidae.